Messenger RNA from Cricetulus griseus (Chinese hamster), 1446 nucleotides. NCBI's taxonomy places the organism in Eukaryota, Metazoa, Chordata, Mammalia, Rodentia, Cricetidae. The record is from RefSeq and is a predicted model, not a curated record.
GUCAGUGCUCUUAACCUCAGCCAUCUCUCCAGCCCCCCUGGUUUGUUUCUUGAAGUCAAAGGUGGAAGAAAGAACUGGCUCCCAAGAGUUGUCUUCUGACCCUCACAUGUGGGCCAUACACAUAUCACAGUGGUAAUAAACUUGGAAAAAAUAGAAAACUGUGUAUUGAUCACAUUUCUUAUCGUAUGACAAAACAGCUUAAGUAAGGAGGGUUUAUCUUGGCUCACAGUUUGAGGAUGUGGUUCACCGUGGCAGGGUUGUCAUGGCAACAUGAGUCUGGUCACAUUGCUUCUGUAUUCAUGAUGCAGGGCCAGAUGAAUGGCAGUGCUCGGUUCUCUUUCGGGUUUUCAUUCUGUCUAGAACCUCAGCCCAUGGAAUGGUGACAGCCAUGUCUAGGGCAGGUCUUCCUCUCUCAGUUAACCCAAUGUAGCAACUUCUUCAGCAACAUGCCAGGAGGUUUGUCUCCUAGGUGAUUCUAGAUUGUCAAGGUGACACUAUUAACCAUCAACACUGGGCAUCCUGUAUUUGCUGAGGGCUUUACCAUCUGGGCAGGACCAUGGUCUAGCAACACCAGCUUGGGGGUUCUGGCUUCCUUAAUAGAGCUGGUAAUGGACACUCCCUAGACCAAUUACCUACUCCAAGAAAACAAAGCUUGUUAGAAAAGGCAAACAAAUAGGAUGGGGGAAGCAGGUGACCAGGAAGGUCUGUCUCCCUCAGUCUCUCACAGGCAUACCGAGUGUCCACUCCAAGCAGACCCUGAAAACAGUAAUGCAGCCUGCUGAGCCGCCACUAGAAGAACCGCCACUAGAAGAACCUGGGGACUCUGAGGAGCCCAGCAUGGAGAGGUCUUCAGAGCAAACGCUGGACCUUCAGUCGGAACCCACUGUCACAUUCCUGUUCACACUCCUGAACACCCCAGAGCCCAAAGAUGGCGAAUCGGACACGGAGACACUGGAGCAACAGUUCCUGAGUCAGGAAGAUUGGGGCCCUAGGCGUACUUCAGAGGAGAUACAGAAUUUACAGAAGGAGUGCCAGAGGCUUCAGGAGGCACUUAAGGAUAACAAAAGGGACAACCUGGCCCUUGAAGAGAAGCUAGAAAGCCUGGCUACCUCAUUGUACGAAAACCUGGAGAAAACUCUGCUCACACCAAAGAACUAUAGAGUCACCCAAAAGACAGCUGAAGUCUCUCAAGAGGAAGCAGGGGUUACCCAGGAGGAAGCAGAGGACACCCAGGAGAAAGCAGAGGACACCCAGGAGAAAGCAGAGGACACCCAGGAGAAAGCAGAGGACACCCAGGAGAAAGCAGAGGACACCCAGGAGAAAGGUGGGAAGCAGAAAGAUGGUGGGAACUCCCCAGGGCCUGGAGGUGCAUUUAGAUCUGGGCUGCGACUGCUUCAGGAAUUUGCCUCUCAGUCUUUGUCCAGCCUGGGGAGCCAGCCUCACUAG